ACCGUGGCCAGAACGUCCAUAUUCGGCCGUGUGAUCAAUGAAAUUCGAAGGAGGUCUCGUAGUCUUUGUGUUUAAUGAGUCUUGGUCUACGUUAUGGGGAAUUAGCAGGUAAAGAUGAGGCGGAGUUGGGAGUGUCGGAUGGAUGAAGUUUCUAAAGUUUCGAAGAGUUGAGCGUGUCGGAUGCAUGAAGUUCCUAAAAGUUUCGGAUAAACUGGUUUUAGACGAUACAUGGCUUUAUCAUCGACGAAGUUGCCCUCAUUUCUAUCUUCGACCGUCAGCACAGGAGUUAUAAAUGCACUUUACCACAAAAAAGUUCUUGAUCACUAUGAACAUCCACGAAAUGUUGGAACACUCGAUAAGGAUGAUCCGAAUGUUGGCACGGGCAUUGUUGGAUCACCGGCCUGUGGUGAUGUUAUGAAGCUUCAAAUUAAGGUCGAUGAAAGUGGCAAAAUAAUUGAUGCAAAAUUUAAAACAUUUGGUUGUGGCUCAGCAAUUGCAUCAAGUAGUUUGGCAUCCGAAUGGGUCAAAGGCAAGACAACAGAAUAUGCUUCGAAAAUCAAGAAUGACGACAUUGCAAAAGAGCUUUGCCUGCCUCCAGUCAAACUUCAUUGCUCCAUGCUAGCUCAAGAUGCAAUCCAGGCAGCUCUAAAAGACUACCAGAAAAAACAGAAGAAAUCGAAUGGCUGAUCGAUAUUGGGCAAUUAUUAUAUACAUGUAGAGUAAAUUCGUUUUUUUGCUUGGAUAUUAUCGAUAUAAGAUAUCAGUGUCCUAGCUUACCUGAUAGUAAUAGAUAUUUCCUUGUAAUACGUAUGUUUUGUUCAUUUAGUUUGUAAAAUAAAAUUCGGAAGACC
Messenger RNA from Loa loa (African eye worm), 851 nucleotides. RefSeq names its product iron-sulfur cluster assembly enzyme ISCU. Lineage: Eukaryota; Metazoa; Nematoda; Chromadorea; Rhabditida; Onchocercidae. Gene Ontology annotation, biological process: iron-sulfur cluster assembly; intracellular iron ion homeostasis. Gene Ontology annotation, molecular function: ferrous iron binding; 2 iron, 2 sulfur cluster binding. Gene Ontology annotation, cellular component: mitochondrial matrix; cytoplasm. The transcript is spliced from 3 exons. Bases 229 to 687 code for a protein of 152 amino acids. The record is from RefSeq and is a predicted model, not a curated record.